AAAGAGAGGGCGACCGUGUUGUUGUUGUUGUUAAGAAGCACAACAAAAGGCGAGUGGAUGUAAGACGCGCUAUCGCUGCUGAGGUGUUUGAGGCGGUUUGUCCGGAGCGUGCAGUUUUACAGGUCUACUUGGAAGACCACACUGAGAAAUACACACUUCCAUACACACCAUAAAAGCCGGAGCUGGAUGCUGGAGUGCUGUACGGAAACUAUAAAGUCAUCUUUCAGUUUUGGACGUCUGUCUCUGGGGAGCGCCGAUUUAAGCUUUGUGGAUUUACGGACAACCAGAGAGCCCGUUUUUUUCUGACAAACAAACAAGCUUCAAACCUGGAUGUUCUAUUUAAUCACCAUUACCAAGGAUUGACUUGUGCUUGUUCUUGGGGACAAAAAUUAGUGACAAACUGUGAAGGAAAGGUCACGUGAUCCAGAAAAUAUAAAUUCAGGACAAUACAAAGACACACAAAAAAAAAAAGAGCAAUAUUGAACUUCCUGAUUCGAAGAGAAACCUUUUUUUGCUCGUCCUUUCUCCAACCUGCAGGCGUAUAAUUUUCUAUACUCCGAGCAGGUGUAUUAUAUUUAUGCAUAUAAAUGGUUAUUUCUCUUCAUUUGGAAGAGCGUUCAUGUUAAACCUAUUCCUGUGACGUCAGUGACUCUCCUUUGAAGAGGUUGCACUGUACAUGUACAUAGCUGUAAAUAUUUUUAAAUGCUAAACGACCUAAUUGAGAUUCUAUUAUACCAUUGUAAAUGUUUUAUUAGACCUUUUAUAUACCAGUUGUUGUAAAAAGACAAAAGCGAUAGAUAACUGGUGAACUUUUGAUAAAGCGAAACAAAAGACGACGAAAAGACGUGAUGGCUACUGCGAAGAUGGAGAAUGUAGGCGCUGUCGCAAUGGGGAUCAGCAAGCAGAACGGGCAGCUCAGGGGGCUGAGCUCGCAGUCGGGACCCACCGUUCAGAGCAAUCCAUUCGCAAGAGUUGCUACUGGAGGCCAAAAACCUGCUGCAGACUCUCAGGAAGGAUCUGGAAUCAGGUUUGGUGAAGACUGGAAAAAGAGCCUGCAGCUUCCACCCAAAGACAAUAGAGUGAAAACUUCAGAUGUGACCGCCACGAAGGGGAACGAGUUUGAAGACUACUGCUUAAAGAGGGAGUUACUCAUGGGGAUCUUUGAAAUGGGCUGGGAGAAACCGUCCCCUGUCCAGGAGGAGAGCAUCCCCAUUGCUCUUUCUGGUCGUGACAUCCUGGCUCGUGCCAAAAAUGGGACAGGAAAGAGUGGAGCGUACCUGAUUCCUAUGCUGGAGAGGAUCGACCUGAAAAAAGAUUAUAUCCAGGCUUUAGUAAUGGUGCCCACUCGUGAGCUUGCACUACAAGUCAGCCAGAUCAGCAUUCAGCUCAGUAAGCAUCUUGGUGGAGUCAAAGUCAUGGCCACCACCGGUGGAACAAACCUCCGAGAUGACAUCAUGCGUCUGGAUGAGAUCGUGCACGUUGUCAUAGCGACACCAGGCAGGAUACUGGACUUGAUCAAGAAGGGUGUCGCGAAAGUGGAUAAAGUUCAGAUUAUGGUUAUGGAUGAGGCUGAUAAGCUGCUCUCCCAGGAUUUUGUGGUGCUCAUUGAGGAUAUCAUCAGCUUCCUGGACAAGAACAGACAGAUUUUGUUGUAUUCCGCCACCUUUCCCAUCAGUGUGCAGAAAUUCAUGGCGAAGCAUCUGAAGAAGCCCUAUGAGAUUAAUCUGAUGGAAGAGCUGACGCUCAAGGGCAUCACGCAGUACUAUGCCUACGUUACUGAGAGGCAGAAGGUGCACUGCCUCAACACACUCUUCUCCAGGCUGCAAAUCAAUCAGUCCAUCAUCUUCUGCAACUCGACUCAGAGAGUGGAACUGCUGGCCAAGAAAAUUACCCAACUGGGCUACUCCUGUUUCUACAUCCAUGCCAAGAUGAUGCAGGAAUACCGAAACCGUGUUUUCCAUGACUUCAGAAAUGGGUUGUGCAGAAACCUGGUCUGUACAGAUUUGUUCACAAGAGGCAUCGAUAUCCAGGCAGUGAACGUGGUCAUCAACUUCGACUUUCCGAAGAAUGCGGAGACGUAUCUGCAUCGAAUCGGGCGCUCAGGGAGGUUUGGCCACCUGGGUCUGGCCAUUAACUUGAUCACAGCGGAGGAUCGAUUCAACCUGAAAGCCAUCGAGGACCAGCUGGUGACUGACAUCAAGCCCAUCCCCAGCAACAUCGAUAAAAGUCUGUACGUGGCAGAGUUCCACUCAACCAACGACGAGGCAGAGGAGCAGGAGACACCCCAAGACCCCUAAAGUACCACCAGAACUGGACAAGUCGGUGCCACAACGAAUGGAUGAGUCAAUCUGGGGUGUGAAAGAGAGAGCGAGCGAGCAUAGCCUAAUAUAUUGAAGUAUUUUACAUUUUCAGUUAAGCAGUAUGAAGAUCUGCUUAACAUUUCAUCUUGGAGUCAAAACACAUUGUACGAGGGUAAGUCAAAAAGUUCUAAGACGGAUGUUAUAAUUUCAAAAGAAUUCAAAAAAAGGAAUACAAAAUUCUCCGAUGGAAACAUCGUUUGCAGAAGUGUUUAGACUUAGCUUUGUUAUUUUCAUAAAGAUUUUUUUUCAAUUUGUCUUCGAAUUUUUUGACACCCUCGUAUAUGCUCUCCUCUCCUCAGAUCAAACCUGGCUUUGCACAAAUAUCAGCUUUUGCACUCUAUACACACACACACACACACACACACACACACACACACACAAAAGCAUGUGGGUCCCAAAUGUCCAGUGGUAUCUUUUGUGGUUCACUUUUUAUUUCAAAAAAUUGUCAAGGAUUGUAUCACUGGCUGAGCCGAACAUGUAUUAUGCUUUGCACCAGAAAAAAAACCCCCCGCAAAGAACAAAAUGUACAUUCCAGUGUUCAUUUCAGACUGUCAUUUAAAAAAAUAUACUUUAGAUAGAUUCAUAAGGAUUUGGCUGAGAUAUAUAAAAAAAUAAUUAAAAUAUAUAUACACACACACAUUGUGUAAAGGCGGCAGUCUGGAGUGGAUAUUUAUUUAGCAUGAUAAUUUGAAGGUUUUCCCUAUCAGCUGGAUAGAUACAUAAGACAAGAAUCUUAUAAAUAUUGCAAAAUGCUGCAUUUGCAAAGUUCGCUCAAGGAAUAUAAGCCCUAAAGGCUGCCACCUGCCAGAUACAGAAGCGUUUUUUUGUUUUGUUUUGUUUUUUUUAUUUUAAUUGAUUUUUUUUAAACUCCCUAAAGUGCCUUACUCCAUUAGAUCCAACAAUUUUGUUUAAAUUUCUAGAGAUUGUGUUAAAGUUGUAGUGGUGCUACUUUCCAGUUAAAGAUGCGUAGUUUCCACGUUUGAUAAAUCAUGCAAAGGGAUUAGACAUGAUGAGGUGUUGGCGUCUUCCUAGGCUAUAAGGUAAUAUGAUGGCUCUCAAGAAUUACAUGAAACUGGAAAAAAAAAUAAAAGCGAUUUGGUGCUCAAAUCGUUUGUGGAAUAUGAACGGAAACGUGUGGCGCUAAAUUAUCUGCAAUUUUCUAAAAAGGCUUGAAGGAAACUCGUUCAGCAUUUUCAUGCGUAGUUCAUCAUUGCAAUAAGUCAUGGCAGCUAAAAAUGCGUACGUAUGACCCAAGCCUUUUUAACAUUUUCUAAUGUUUUCUACAUUAAAAAAAAAAACAUUCCGAGCCUAAGUAGCUUAAUACCGUUUUGUCUUGAUGUGGAUCAAAUUUUAAUCCCACAAGUGAAAAGAAUGAAAAUUAUUAGCGUGUGGUAAAUGGUAGAGGUCUAAAAUACAUUUUCUCAUUCACUCUCUCACUCUCACUCACACACACACACACACACACACACACACACACACACAUACAGGUGUGUACACAUUUGCAGGUCAUUUUGAGUAUUUUGAGAUUUAUUCCCUGUUUUUAAUAGAAGCCGUCUGCGUGCAAAGCAUAAAAUCAUACUCUCGCUUUUGUUUGUCUAUUCCCAGGUUGAUGAUGAUGAUGAUGAUGAUAAUAAUAAUAAUACCUUGCUCUUUAACUGGGUAUGCGUGAAUGUAUAAAAAAAUAAGUGAGUCAACAAAGUAGUUUGAAUGGCUCACCUAGAUCUUGUUUUGAGCUUUGACUUGAAUUGAAGCGAAUGUGUGGAAUUUGAAAGCAAACUGUAGCAUCUUUUUAAUGUUGUGGCAGCUGUGAUCAUUUCCUGCUUAAAAUGCUUUUACCCCCCCCCCCCCUUUUUUUUUUUUUUUUUGCGCUCGAGAUCCUUGUUCAGACAGUAGUAGUGUAGCACCGCAUCUUUUUACUGCUGAAGCCGGAGUUUGCGUCGGGUUUCGGCUCUUCCCCUCCAGCCGAGUCGGUGAAGCUGUUUGUUCUGAGUGACCCUUAAACUGCAGUCAAAUUCUCCAGCGUUCAGGACCAUUUCAGAAGUGUGAAUUUGACUGCAGUUGGGGGGGGGACUGUCCCUACUCUGCUGUAAUUUGUUGUACAUCAGAGUUUAAAAAAAAAAAAAAGGGAAAAAAACCCAACCCUCCACCCUGAUUUUAGUUCUUUUCACGCUUGUGUUCAUUUCUCUUCUCGGUAGUUGUGCAUCAAAUACAUAAGGGGGGGAGGGGGGCCUUUUUCCUAUACGAUCUUUGGAUGUGUGAGUGGAAAGUCUGCUUAAGAGAGUGUAAACGUGUGUCGGGGGAUGGGUUGGGGUUUUUUCUUUUUCUUUCUUCAGCCGUGUGUUAAAACUGAUGACACUGCCUUUCAGGACAUGAGCUAAAGCAUUAACCAAAAAGCGCGUGCAUGCACGCAAUUGUUUGUGUGCGCGUAAUUUUGCGCGCUCACGCGCGAUUGUUGUGCGCACAUGCGUGAUUGUGCGUGUGCACGUAAUUGUGCGUGCGCUCAUGCGUGAUGGUGUGUGCGAGAUUGUGUGCGUGUGAUGGUGUGCGUGUGAUAUUGUGUGUGAUAGUGUGUGAGAUUGUACGCACACGUGUGAUUGUGUGCGUAAUUUGUGCUUGUGUGUGUGCAUGCUUGCGUGUGCGCUUGUGUGAUGCGUGCGUGUGCGCGAUUUGUGCGCACGUGUGAUUUGUGCGUGUGAUUGUGUGAUUUGUGCAAUUUGUGCUUGUGUGAUUUGUGCGUGCGUGCGAUUUGUGCGUGUGCGAGAUUUGUGCGCACGUGUGUGAUUUGUGCGCGCAAU
Messenger RNA from Neoarius graeffei (lesser salmon catfish), 5155 nucleotides. Its product is annotated as probable ATP-dependent RNA helicase ddx6. Lineage: Eukaryota; Metazoa; Chordata; Actinopteri; Siluriformes; Ariidae. The transcript has 13 exons. Gene Ontology annotation, biological process: P-body assembly; cytoplasmic stress granule assembly. The coding region runs from base 849 to 2297 and encodes 482 amino acids. Gene Ontology annotation, molecular function: mRNA binding; ATP binding; RNA helicase activity. Gene Ontology annotation, cellular component: P-body; cytoplasmic stress granule. The record is from RefSeq and is a predicted model, not a curated record.